Messenger RNA from Stegodyphus dumicola, 1450 nucleotides. RefSeq names its product serine protease 33-like. The record is from RefSeq and is a predicted model, not a curated record. Lineage: Eukaryota; Metazoa; Arthropoda; Arachnida; Araneae; Eresidae. Gene Ontology annotation, biological process: proteolysis. Gene Ontology annotation, molecular function: serine-type endopeptidase activity.
CGAUAAUUCCGUCGUCGAAAAAGGAGGUCAGCCGACGAGCAGCACAACUCCGCUCCAGCAGUUUGUUCGUACCGCAAAACGAAACUUGCCUUCAAUAUGGCCGUGCACGUCCGAUUUCGGUGACGGGUUAAAACAAAGACGGUGGCUAAGUUCUAUUUAGAAUUAAUUUCAGAAUUCAAUAAGGUGCUGGAAUUUUUCUGUAGUUUUUAGAACAUUUGGAUUUCUUUCUUCGAAAUGUGGUUAUGACCGAAACUCUUCGAUUAAGUGUCACCCAUACCAGCGCGGGCUUUUCAAAAUAAAAACAGCAGUGUUGGAGAACAAAAUCGGAAAUACCUAGGUCGGAAAAAGUGCACAUCAACAAAAUCCCAUGCCCUACGAGUCCCCAUGCCCAGGCUACAGCAUCACAAUGCCACUGACGGUGUUGGUCUCGGUGGGCGGCCUUCUCCUACUGCUUGUUAUUCCUCCAAUCUUUCCGCAACCCCAUCAUCACCAAAAUAUCACAAGGCGCUCCGACAGGCGGUACUAUGAUGGUGCUAUUUAUAUCCAUCCACCUCAUAAUUCCAAUCCUUACCGCCAGAGAGGGCGCAAUGAAGGCCGAUCCGUGAACAGCGUGUUCAAUCCCUUCUCUCAUUCCUCACCCUCCAGACAAAGUUCCUUUUCCUAUUGCUCUGCGGGCGGCAAGUGCCAAUUUUUCCUGUACUGCUGGCUGUCUGGUGGGUCCCUGGGCUCAUCUUGCGGACCUCUCUUCUCGUGCUGUGUCACCAACAACGAGAAAAGGAUUACAGCGGAAACGUAUGGACCAGUGAAGAAUGAUCCUUAUUGUGGUAGAAGUGCGACCAGGACAAGUCGUAUUGUAGGCGGCAAUGAUGCUUAUUUUGGACAAUUUCCAUGGCAGGCUGUGAUCCAGGUGGGAGGUAGUCGAUGUGGAGGUGCCCUGGUGGGAAGAAGAUUUGUUGUGACAGCCGGACAUUGUGUUGCCAGAUCUCAACACAAACCUGGAAAUAUCCGAGUGACACUUGGCGAUUAUGUCCUGCAUUCCAAUGUGGAGAGUCUUCCCGCUGAGGUAUUUGGAGUCUCUGAGGUGCGGCUUCAUCCUAACUUUCGAUUCACGCCUCAGGCUGACCGCUUCGAUGUGGCCGUUGUGGUGCUCGACCGUCCUGCCCCUUACAGAGAAAAUAUCAGACCUAUUUGCAUACCUCGGAAAGGAGCCGAUUUCCUGGGCAGGACCGCAUACGCUGCUGGAUGGGGUGCAUUAGAACCAGGCUCUAAGUUGCGUCCAAAAGUUUUACAAUACGUGGCUGUUCCUGUCAUCAACAACAAAGUAUGUGAAACAUGGCACAGGAAGCAAGGUAUCAAUAUCCGGAUUCAUGAUGAAAUGAUGUGCGCAGGCUAUGAGUAUGGAGGAAGAGACGCUUGUCAGGUAACAUUUUCUGAAAUAUUAUUUUCCUAA